Molecule: messenger RNA, 1339 nt
Organism: Plutella xylostella (diamondback moth)
Lineage: Eukaryota; Metazoa; Arthropoda; Insecta; Lepidoptera; Plutellidae
Gene: Hmg-2
Product: High mobility group protein 2
Biological process (GO): regulation of gene expression
Cellular component (GO): nucleus
Source: RefSeq, a predicted model, not a curated record
GUUUGUUGUGUAGUGCCUGCAUACAUAUUAUAAUUUAUUCUAUUAAAACAUCCGAUCAAAGCAGCCAGUGUUAAACCCGGAAAUAACCAGCAAUGGAAGUUGAUCCAUCCGUUGCACCUGCACAACCGAAAGUUGAUACAGUUCCCAAUGAUGCUAUACCUAAAUCCCCAAAAGAUCAACAAGAGCCGAAUCAAGCCGCAGCACCCGCCGGCGCGGAGGCACCAGCUGCACCAGGAGCUGCAGGAGUGUCGGUGAAGGAAGCCCCAAGACAGUCGCCAAAGAAGCCAAAAAAAAGGAAACCGAAAACUCCUCGAGAUGAGACCGCACCGCGACAGCCGCUCACCGGAUAUGUAAGGUACCUAAAUGAACGCAGGGACCAGCUCAGGGCGGAUCACCCUGAGCUUGGCUUUGCCGAGGUGACCCGGCAACUGGCCAGUGAGUGGAGCAAGCUGCCCGCUGAUGAGAAACAACAGUACCUGGAUGCAGCAGACCAAGACAAAGAAAGGUAUAUCAAGGAAUGGGCUGAGUACAAGAAAACAGAUGCAUACCAAGAGUUUAGAAAAACUCAACUGGAGCAGAAAGAAUCUGGUGCCACUACUACUGCUGCAGCCAAGAAGAUGAAACACAAUCCACCACCACCUCCGGACAACACCCCUGCUGCAACUACUACUGCAACUGCAGCAGUUGCACCAUCUAACACAGAGCAGACUGUGCCUGCUACAAAUGGGAAUGGUCCUACUGUGAACUCAGUCACGGCAACUGGUCCUCGGCAGCAGACACCACCUCGGCCGAGAACCUGCAUCACACCAGCUUCUGGUGAAGACAUGGGCGACACCGACAUACCCAUCUUCACUGAGCAGUUCCUGCAACACAACAAGCUGCGCGAGGCCGAGCUCCGGCAGCUGAGGAAAGCCACCUCUGACUACGAGCAACAGAACGCGAUCCUGCAGCGGCACGCGGAGGAGGUGGCCAACGCGACGGCGCGGCUGCGCGCGGAGACGGCGGCGGCGGCGGAGCGCACGGCGGCGCUGGCGGCGCACCGGCGCGCGCUCGUCGCCACGCUGGUGCAGGCGCUACACUCGCUCGCGCUGCCUGGCGGGCUGAAAGGAGCCACAGAAGCAAAUAUUGAAGAAUACAUGUUGAAGCUGCAGACCCUAGCCACUGAGGGCAAGAGCACCGCCAUUGUCAAACAAGCACGCGACAUUCUCAACAGAGUCGAACUACCUAUCUGAAUUAUGUUUUGUGUAGUGUUGUAUUGAGAAUUGUAAACUAUAAUUUUGAAGAAUUAUUUCUUUAAUUAUCUAUGUAUUACAAAUAAAUGUAUUCUUACUCAUAAGUA